GGGCUGCGGGGCCCAUGGCGGCGCGGGGCUGGCGGCGGGCGGCGGCGAUCGCUGCGGCACGGCCCGGCCCGGGACGGGCACCGGGAGUGGGUCCUGCCUCGGAACCGGCCCCAGAAGCGGCUGCCCCCGCAGCAGCAUCGGUCUACGUGCAUUGGCCCUACUGCCGCAAGCGCUGCUCCUACUGCAACUUCAACACGUACCUGGUGCCGGCGGUGGACGAGGCGGCUGUGCGCGCCUGCCUGGUGCAGGAGACACACACCCUGCUCCAGCUCAGCCAGGUGAAGAGCAUCACCUCUGUGUUCUUUGGUGGUGGCACCCCCAGCCUGGCCAGCCCUGGCACCAUCGCAGCGGUGCUGGAGGCUGUGGCAGGGGCUGCCCAUCUCCCUGCUGGUGCCGAGGUCACGCUGGAAGCCAACCCCAGCUCCACCACCACACAGCGCCUCGCUGGCUUCAAGGCAGCCGGCAUCAACCGCCUCUCCAUCGGAGUACAGUCACUGGACGAUGCUGAGCUGCGGCUGCUGGGCCGGGAGCACACGGCCACGGAGGCACAGGCGGCUGUGGAGGCAGCACGAGGCCUCUUCCCCGGCCGGACCUCCAUCGACCUGAUCUUCGGGCUGCCACGGCAGAGCCUGGGUGCUUGGACCCAGAGGCUGGAGGCAGCGCUGGGGCUCUGCGAUGACCACAUCUCCCUGUACCAGCUGACGCUGGAGCGGGGCACAGCGCUGGCAGCACAGGUGUUGGGGGGAGCCCUACCUGUGCCCCCCCAGGACCUCCUGGCUGACAUGUACCAGGCAGCGCGCACCACGCUGGUGGCUGCUGGCUUCCGGCACUACGAGGUCUCCAACUUCGCAAGGAAGGGCGCCCUCAGCACCCACAACCUCUCCUACUGGCGGGCUGAGCAGUACAUCGGUGUGGGGCCUGGGGCACACGGGCGGUUUGUACCUCGGGGCGAGGGUGGCUGCAGCCGGGAGGCUCGUGUCCAGGUGCUGGAGCCCAUCGCCUGGAUGCGGGCAGUGCAGAGCCGGGGCCACGGCACCGGGAAGCGGGUGAUGCUGAGCCCACUGGAGCAGCUGGAGGAGGUGCUCGCCCUGGGUCUGCGGACAGACGAGGGCAUCCCCCCGGAGCGCUGGGGCCGCUUCUCCCCACACCUCAGCCUGGAGGCCGUGUUCGGGGCACCGGGGCAGGCGCUGCAGCAGCAGGGAUGGAUGGUGCUGGAUGACGGCGGCCUACGGUGCACGGCGCGGGGCCUGGCGGUGCUGGACGCGCUGCUGCCCGACCUCCUCUGCCAGCUGCAGCGGGCCUGGGCCGCGGCCGCACCGGGACCUGCACCGGGCCCCGGGCGGAAGGAUCCCGGUGCCGUGAGUGGAUGCGGUCCCGCGGAAGGAUCGUAA
Messenger RNA from Neopsephotus bourkii (Bourke's parrot), 1391 nucleotides. RefSeq names its product radical S-adenosyl methionine domain containing 1 (gene RSAD1). Gene Ontology annotation, molecular function: 4 iron, 4 sulfur cluster binding; coproporphyrinogen oxidase activity. The record is from RefSeq and is a predicted model, not a curated record. The transcript is spliced from 9 exons. Gene Ontology annotation, biological process: porphyrin-containing compound biosynthetic process. Bases 15 to 1391 code for a protein of 458 amino acids. Gene Ontology annotation, cellular component: cytoplasm. Lineage: Eukaryota; Metazoa; Chordata; Aves; Psittaciformes; Psittacidae.